GACCCCAAAUGGAGCACCCAGUGUAGGAGGACCCCCAAGAAACAGAGACCCCAAAUGGAGCACCCAGUGCUGGAGGAGCCCCAAGAAACAGAGACCCCAAAUGGAGCACCCAGUGCUGGAGGAGCCCCAAGAAUCGGAGACCCCAAAUGGAGCACCCAGUGUAGGAGGAGCCCCAAGAAACAGAGACCCCAAACGGAUUGCCCAGCCCUGGAGAUCCCCAAGCAUGGGGGACCCCACAUGGCCCACCCGGUGCUGCAGGACCCCCACGGGCACCGAGAGAGGAGCACCACCCCAUAGGGCCGUGUGCCCCACAGGUGGGAUUUCGGGGUCGCCCACCCAACCUGGCGGCCAUCGGCCCCACUGACACCGGCGACCUUCGCUCUCCGCUCCCAACUGCGCCACGACGGGGGGAGCUCCGACCAAAACAAGCACAGGAGAUCCUUGGGGGGGGGGGUUAAGGGGGGGAACACGGCCCCUUCCCAUAGGGAUUCCCUCCCCCAUAGGGAUACAUGUCGGUGUAGAGUGAGGAAGGGAUGAAGACCCCCCCCCAGCCGGAGCUCCCUCCUCUUCCUCGUGCCGCUCGCCCCGCACGCCCGCGUGCCCCCCCGGCUAAAUUUAGGCAGAUCUAUUUCAACACCCGUCCCGCAGCGGGGGGAGGACGGAGCAAAGGUUUGCAGCUGGAUGAAGUCAGGCCGGGCCAGAGGGUGAGCAACCCCCGGCUCUGCAUGGAUUGCAAUGGGGAAAGCCAGCUGCAGUAAGAGCCCGGCGCAGUUGGAGCACGGCCUCUUCCUCCAGGCUCUCCUCCUCCUCCUCCUGCUCUGCUGCAGGCAUGUGUCUUCCCAGUGCAAGAUCCUGCGCUGCAACUCCGACUUCGUGGCAGCCACGCUCAACCUGCGCGGUGCCGCCCGCGCCUCCGCCUACUGCACAGCGCUGCGCUCCUACUCGCACUGCACGCGGCGCACGGCGCGCACCUGCCGCGGCGACCUGGCCUUCCACUCGGCCGUGCACGGCAUCGAGGACCUGAUGAUCCAACACAACUGCUCCAAGGACGGCCCCACCUCACCCCCCCGGCCGCGGCCGCCGGCUCCGGAUCACCAAAGCUUCCCAGCUUCGGAGAUGUGCGACUACGAGAAGACGUUCCGCUCCAAACAUGGCCGCCCUCCGCGCUACCGGCACUGCGCCGCCUUCGGGGACCCCCACGUGCGGACGUUCCACGAUGACUUCCACACGUGUCGGGUGGAGGGAGCCUGGCCUCUGCUGGACAACGAGUACCUCUUUGUGCAAGCCACCAGCGCGCCCGUGGCCGAGGGCUCCAACGCCACCGUCACCAGCAAGCUCACCAUCAUCUUCAAGCACAUGAAGGAGUGCACGGAGCAGAAGGUGUACCGCGCCGAGCUGGACAACGUGCCCGCAGCCUUCGAGGACGGCUCCGUGACGGGGGGCGAUCGGCCCGGGGGGGGCGCGCUGCACAUCCGCGAGCGCAGCCCGGGGCGCCACGUGGAGAUCCGCGCUCCGUACAUCGGCACCACCAUCGCGGUGCGCCAGGCUGCCCGGCAGCUCUCCUUCUCCAUCCGCGCUGCCGAGGAGGUGACCCGCGCCUUCACGGCGGAGCAGGACCUGCAGCUGUGCGUGGCCGGCUGUCCCCGAGGCCAACGCAUCUCCCGCAGCGUGCGCAGCCGGGCGGCGGCUCAGGCGGCGCGGGCGCUCUGCAAAGCCACCCUGCCGGUGGAGGACGUCUAUUUCCAGUCGUGCGUAUUCGACGUGGCCACAUCCGGAGACGCCAACUUCACCAUGGCGGCUCGCGGGGCGCUGGAGGACGCCAGGGAUUUCCUGCCCGACGUGGAGAAGCUGCACAUCUUCCAGGCCGGGCAGGGCUGCCCGCGCGCUCCUCCGUCCUUCCCCGUCCUCCUCCUCCUCCUCCUCUGCGGUCUCUGCGCUCUCUGGUUACAGCUGUGACCCCCGGCGGUUCCUGUGGCCCUUUUGUCGGCACUUGUCGGCUUUUCGUGACCCUCGUUGGCACUGGUGGAUGUUAUGGGUGCUGGAGACCCUUUGGUUGGCAUCGGUGACCCUUUGGUUGGCAUCGGUGACCCUUUGGUUGGCAUCGGUGACCC
This is a messenger RNA of Gallus gallus (chicken), 2111 nucleotides long. Its product is annotated as hemojuvelin-like. The transcript has 4 exons. Lineage: Eukaryota; Metazoa; Chordata; Aves; Galliformes; Phasianidae. Bases 736 to 1956 code for a protein of 406 amino acids. Gene Ontology annotation, cellular component: plasma membrane. The record is from RefSeq and is a predicted model, not a curated record. Gene Ontology annotation, biological process: BMP signaling pathway. Gene Ontology annotation, molecular function: coreceptor activity.